GUUUCUCCUCUGUUCGGUUGUUGUAAGUGGAGUCUACAGUCACAGCGGUUCACAGUGUGGGCUUUACCUGUCAGCAGACGCAGCGGCGUUUACAGCCACAUUUCGUGGAUUAUUUCUCGUUUUCUUCCAGAAAACUCGUUAAAGGUUGUUUUAACGGCGCAGUCAUGGCUACGACCGGGGCGACGUAGAGAGGAGAGGGGGGUUUAAAUUUCUCUUCUCGUCCCGUCUGUUGACUUGAAGGCAACGGUGCAGCAGAGCAGAACCGAGCGACCUGAGUUUCUAUGUGUGUUUGGCUGAUAUUUUAAAAGUUGUUAUUCGCAUUUUUCCCAGCAGCGGUAUAAACAUUUCUCCCGGGUUAGUUUUUUUGUUUUUCGGUUUACUCUUUGGAGCUUCAGAGUUUUGCCCAGGAGAGCUGGCGAACUGAGAGCGGCUCACUGAGUCGGGACUGACCGCUGGAGUUGGUCCUGAAAAUGGAGGCUGUGAUCGAGAAGGAAUGCAGCGCGCUCGGAGGACUCUUCCAAACUGUGAUCGCAGACAUGAAAAGCAGCUACCCUAUUUGGGAGGACUUUAUCACCAAGGCUGGCAAACUGCAGUCGCAGCUCAGAGCGACAGCAGUUGCUGUGGCUGCCUUCCUGGACGCCUUUCAGAAAGUGGCCGACCUUGCUACCAACUCACGAGGAGGAACCAGAGACAUUGGAUCAGCUUUGACCAGGAUGUGUAUGAGGCAUCGCAGCAUAGAGGCUAAACUCAAACAGUUUUCCAUAGGUUUCCUGGAUUGUCUGAUUAACCCUCUACAAGAACAGAUGGAGGAUUGGAAAAGAGGAGUUAGUACUUUGGACAAGGACCAUGCUAAAGAGUAUAAAAGAGCUCGGCAGGAAAUCAAGAAGAAAUCCUCAGACACACUGAAACUUCAGAAGAAGGCAAAGAAAGCUGAUAAUCUAGGUCGAGGUGAUUUCCAGCCCCAGUUGGACAGUGCCAUGCAGGAUGUCAGCGAUAAAUACAUCCUCCUGGAGGAGGCUGAGAAACAGGCCCUGAGGAAGGCUCUUAUAGAGGAGAGACAGAGAUUCUGCUGUUUUGUAGCUAUGCUGCGGCCUGUAGUGGAUGAGGAGAUUUCUAUGCUGGGAGAAGUCACCCAUCUCCAGGCUAUCUCUGAUGACCUCAAAUCCCUGACCUCUGACCCGCACAAGCUGCCCCCUGCUAGUGAACAGGUGAUCUUGGACCUGAAGGGCUCAGACUAUGGCUGGUCCUAUCAAACGCCACCUUCAUCUCCCAGCACCACUAUGUCCAGAAAGUCGAGCAUGUGCAGUAGUCUGAACAGCGUUAACAGUAGUGACUCCAGGGGAUCCAGUGGCUCCCACUCUCAUUCUCCUUCCUCCUCUUCUUCCUCCUCUUCCUCAAACCACCUUUUCCACCACCAUCACCCCCGCCAUCGGUACCGUAGCUCCACGCUACCACAGCCGGCACCAGGUCGGCUCUCCAGCAUCUCCUCCCACGACUCUGGAUUCAUUUCUUCAUCGCAAGACCAGUACUUGACGUCGAAGUCAUACUCGCCUAUGCCAGCUGAAACAAAGCCUUGUCCCAGUUCCAGCUCCUCUGAGGUAUCAGAGACUGGGCAGCUUCACAGUGACUGCAGCGCCCCCUCCUCUCUGGCAGCUGCCACUGCGCCUCAGCACACUGACGAGCUGUCCAAUGGCUUUGACCACUACAGUCCAGCCAGUUCCCCCUACCUGCAAAGCAAUGGGGGGAGUUUGGGUUCAGUGUCAGCCACUGCCUUCCCCUUCUUCCCUCCGUCCUCCUCAUCCUCCACCUCCUCCUCCUGUCCCACUCGUUCAUGGUCACGUCCCGCCUCAGCCUUGCUUCCAGACUACUCUAACUACUGCACACUGGGCUCCCCAUUGAUGCCUUCAUCUCAAGUCCCAAGCUGGAAGGACUGGGCGAAGCCAGGGCCUUAUGACCAACCCAUGGUCAACACACUAAGAAGGAAGAAAGACAAAGAGACUCCUGCUGUAAUAUGCAGUGAUGGUAAUAUGAACAGUGAUGGUAACCAAACCUCUGGCCCGUCCUCGGUUUCUAGCUCGGCACCAGCUCGGGCGGCGCUACAAACGCCAACCUCAGUGGAAGACAAGAGGAGGACCGUGGCUGCACCACUCAAGGCUGGUGAUAUUGCGGCUCAUGAGGAACUGACUCUGGCCUUGUCCAGAGGUCUGGAACUGGACACCCAGAGGUCCAGUAGAGACUCUAUCCAGUGCUCGAGUGGCUACAGCACUCAGACCAACACACCCUGCUGCUCUGAAGACACCAUACCUUCACAGGUAUCAGAUUAUGACUAUUUCUCGAUGGCUGGAGAUCAGGAGCCCGAUCCGCAGCAGCAGCAGCCUGACUUUGACAAGUCCUCUACCAUACCCAGAAACAGCGACAUCAGUCAGUCUUACCGACGCAUGUUCCAGACCAAACGCCCAGCCUCCACAGCUGGACUGCCCAGCCCUCCGGCUCCUUAUUCUGGACAGGGGGUCUAUUCUGGACAUGGGGUUUAUCCUGGGGGGCCUUAUCCCCCAACACCUAUCCACACAGGAACUUAUCCAUCAACCCCUUCUGGGUCUUAUCCUACCACCCCAACAGGUUCAGGUCAGGGAUUUUUUUCUGGGUCCAGCUCCUAUAAUGCCUCUGGCUCCUAUUCUACAAGCCAUGGUCCAGUUAUUGUCACACCGGGGGUUGCCACAAUCCGCCGCACCCCUUCAAAACCCUCCUCUCGCCGUUCUGCCUCUAUGUCAGGUACAGGCCCCAUUCCUAUUCGCACACCUGUCAUCCCGGUACAAAUCCCGACAGUGCCUGAUAUGGCAGGAGCAAUGAAUGGGAGCAGGAAUGCAGUAGAGAUACGAGGAAGAGGAGGAGAGAGCCCAGAUUCUCCAACAUAUACCGGAGGGGAAGAUGCUAACACUUUGCCUCUAAUGUCCUGGAGUGGUCAGGCGACAACCAACCCUCCCACCAUCCCACUGCCCAACCAGCUGAACCAGCAGCUCCUACAGAGUGAGAGUAGGCCUUCAGGAGGAGGAGGGGAGGAGGCAGGAGAAGGGGGAGAUGGAAACAUGCUGGUGGCUAUUCGCAAGGGGGUCAAGCUCAAGAGAACCCUCACCAAUGAUCGCUCUGCUCCACGCAUUGCAUGACGACAACGUCGCGACUUUGAGGUGAGGGUCACAAGAGAAGUGUGAUCCUGACUCGUAGACGUGCAGCUUCAGCUUUAUUUUAUUUGUACAAGAGUACGAAUAUUCCUUACAAAAGUGUUGCUGAUAGAAACACAAUGCACAGAAUCAAAAGCCUUUUAAUUUCCCAUUUUGUAAAUUUCCAGCUGUGAGACUCUCUCACUACAGAAGCCAUGAGAGGAAAAAUUGUAAUGUAAUGUGCAAAUGUUCUAAUGUGGCUUGAGAUCCCUCAGAAAUCAUUUAGAGCCAGCUUAAAGGUAGGUAAAUAUUUGGAUGUGAAGUGGAACACUAAGGCACGCGUUAGGAUUGAAUGGGCCUGUGUAAGAACAAGGAAAAGAUCUAAUUUCGUGCCUAGACGCACAAAUAAUAGGCUUUUGGACUGAGCAAUUACAUAAAAAUCCGAGCCCAUUGCUGUGUAAAACAAAAGGACGCUUUUGUUCAUGAGAAGAAGUGCAGAGCAGCAUUACUUCACUGAAUGCCUUCAAGAACACAGGAAUCCAGACACAGAUUGUUGGACAAGGACAAUGUGGAUGUUUCCUGUCCAUGUAAAAAAAACAAACCCUCUUUGUAUCGCCGAGGGGUAAACGACAGAGUGGCUUCGCUGAAUGAACACGUCACCCGCUGUAAAUUCGACGCGGAUUCAAGAGAGCGAUAUUCAGGUGCUCUACAAAGUAAUGGCUCCAUUUGACAACUGCUGAUUUGCAUCGGCUGCGUACUUGGGAGAGCGACGCGGCGUUAUCAAAAUACUUCAAACACUAAAUUACAUGCAAGGGCCACAGAGCCAACGGCAGGAGCAGAGCAGGAGUAUGAACAAUACAGAGAGCUCUCCUCACAACGCUAAAUGCAGAUGACAGACUUGGGAGACGACAGUGUGACGGAAGCGUCACACGGUUGAUUAGUUACUUUCUGUUUUGUUAAAGUUUUGUAAAUAUUUUGCAAGUUGUGUGUCGGUGCUUUUUUUUCUUUCUCCGCUCUCUGCAUCUUUGCCACCUGCACCACUGUGCCAAAACCCCUCUGUUUUACAUCUUUAAACAGCGUGUUUAUAGAUCUUUUUAUUUUGUAUCAUUUACUUCACUAUGGCUCUCAUUUAAUCUGCAGUAUCUACACGCUGAGGAACUCACUGCGUUCUACACGUAUAUAUUAGACCUUAUAUAUUAGAUCCUUCUUUUUGUUGCAUUUAUUAGCCCCAUUGCAACCUGUGCAUUGUUUCCUCAUAACACUAAUAGUCAAAGUAAUGAUG
This is a messenger RNA of Solea solea (common sole), 4440 nucleotides long. RefSeq names its product protein MTSS 1-like. Gene Ontology annotation, molecular function: phospholipid binding; actin binding. Gene Ontology annotation, cellular component: actin cytoskeleton; cytoplasmic side of plasma membrane. NCBI's taxonomy places the organism in Eukaryota, Metazoa, Chordata, Actinopteri, Pleuronectiformes, Soleidae. Bases 471 to 3164 code for a protein of 897 amino acids. The transcript has 17 exons. The record is from RefSeq and is a predicted model, not a curated record. Gene Ontology annotation, biological process: adherens junction maintenance; positive regulation of actin filament bundle assembly; plasma membrane organization.